AUGACCUUCACCCGGGUGCUACAUAUUGCAGCUCUCUUACUCAUGCAAGGGGAUUUUCCAGAAGUUGACAGUGAAACUGUAACCCUAAGGGAAGGCGAGGACUUAAAGCUCCAUUGUAGUCUUGGAAGUGACAACAGUUCUGCCCGACAGUGGUUAAACCCUCACGGAUUUGCCAUUUUUCUAAACACCCAGCAGGGUUUAAGAGAUCAGAGGUACAGACUUAUCCAUUAUUCAAAGGAAGAACUAUCUAUCCAACUGUCUAAUGUAACAGUGCACGAUGAAGGCGUAUAUAAAUGCUUCUACUACAGCACCCCAUUCAAAACCAAGAAUGAAACUGUUGAGGUGUUAGCUGCUCCUUCCAAACCAGUAGUGGAAGCAUCUCAAGAUACAGAUAAAAGCAUUACACUGUCAUGCUACACGAAAGGAAGUAAACCACAGCCCCAGAUCACCUGGCUGUUGGACAAUGGGAUGGAGCUGCCUGGUGACACUAAGCACAAGUUAGAAGCCGAUGGGAAGAAAUGGACCACAAUCAGCAGGCUGACAGUACUAGCGUACAGGCCCAAUUCAACGUCCAGUUGCAUUGUUCGCCAUGAAGUGCUAGGAGAAGAGAAACUGACUGCAUCCUUCCGGUUCGAGAGCUUCACUAGGACCGUGAUAACUACAAAUUCUGCUCCAACCACACUAGAUGUAGAUACAAGCAUUUCCAGGAAUGAGCGCUCAACAGUGACUACAGAAAAAACAGAUCUGAAGAGUAGUACAGCUUUUUCUCUAAGCUACCCACAAUAUAACGGGUCAGAAAUAACACCAGCUGCAGCAGAAGAUGAAGAAUUCUCUGGUACUUGGAGUUACAACAUCCCCAAUGGGACUGAAACAGCAUUCAAUGGAACAGUCACAGGAGAACUUUACACAACAGAAGCCUUACCAUCAAGUGAAAAUUUAACUGUGAUUUCCACCAUCACCUUCAAGCAAGAUCUGAAAUUUGAAGGCAUCGAAAAGAAGAAGAAGAAUCUUCUGCUGCCAAUCUUGGUGGCUGCUCUAAUUUUUGUGCUGCUCAUCAUAAUCUUGCUUUUUAUGAGGAAGCUGAGAAAAGCUCAUGGAUUGUGGAAGAGAGAGAAUGAUACUUCAGAGCAAACACUGGAGAGUUAUAAAUCCAGGUGUAAUGAAGACAAUCCAGGUCAUGAGAAGAACGGGCAAGUUGUCAAUCAGAAGUCCAAUGUGCAAUAUGUAACAGAAGGAUAUGUGGAAACAACACAGAAGAAUCCAAGACAGAAAAACUUUGCAAUGGCUGAGAAACUGUUUGCAUGUGGAAAGGAAACUGAUGUAUAG
Rhea pennata is the source of this 1326-nucleotide messenger RNA. It is a transcript of the gene CRTAM, whose product is annotated as cytotoxic and regulatory T cell molecule. Gene Ontology annotation, molecular function: signaling receptor binding. The record is from RefSeq and is a predicted model, not a curated record. The transcript has 12 exons. Gene Ontology annotation, cellular component: plasma membrane. The coding region runs from base 1 to 1326 and encodes 441 amino acids. Lineage: Eukaryota; Metazoa; Chordata; Aves; Rheiformes; Rheidae. Gene Ontology annotation, biological process: cell recognition; detection of tumor cell; positive regulation of natural killer cell mediated cytotoxicity directed against tumor cell target.